Poecile atricapillus (Black-capped chickadee) is the source of this 1838-nucleotide messenger RNA. RefSeq names its product CXXC-type zinc finger protein 1-like. Gene Ontology annotation, cellular component: Set1C/COMPASS complex. The record is from RefSeq and is a predicted model, not a curated record. Gene Ontology annotation, biological process: positive regulation of DNA-templated transcription. Gene Ontology annotation, molecular function: DNA binding; zinc ion binding. NCBI's taxonomy places the organism in Eukaryota, Metazoa, Chordata, Aves, Passeriformes, Paridae.
ACCGCGGCUCCCCAAGAUGGCGGCCCCCAGUGGGCGCCGCCAUUGUUCCCCCGCCCGCCGCCAUGUUGGGCACGCACCGGAAGUUGGACACGCCCCCACUUCCGGCCGGGGUUGGGCCUAGCCCGGAGCGUCCGGCGGUGGCGGCGAUGGACAGCGAAUUCUCGGACGCGGAGGCGGCCCCGGGCGGGGAGGAGAACGCGCCGGUUUAUUGCGUGUGCCGCAAACCGGACAUCAACUGCUUCAUGAUCGGCUGCGACAACUGCAACGAGUGGUUCCAUGGGGACUGCAUCAACAUCACCGAGCGCAUGGCCAAGGCCAUCCGGGAGUGGUACUGCCGGCAGUGCCGCGAGAAGGAUCCAAGCCUGGAGAUCCGCUACCGGCACAAGAAGUGGAGGGAGAAGGAGCACGAGGGCACCAAGGGGCAGGAGCUGGAGCAGGGCCGGGCUGCCAAGAUCAAGCGCUCAGCCCGGAUGUGUGGCGAGUGCGAGGCGUGCCGGCGCCCCGAGGACUGCGGCCAGUGCGAUUUCUGUCGCGACAUGAAGAAAUUUGGGGGCCCCAACAAGAUCCGCCAGAAGUGCCGGCUGCGGCAGUGCCAGCUGCGGGCGCGGGAGUCCUACAAGUACUUCCCCACCUCGCUGGCGCGGGGGCGCGAGGGGGACCUGGAGCUGCUGAAGGCGCAGCUGGGGGGGCCGGGGCCCCCCGAGACCCUCUCGGAUGAGGAGCUGCCCCUCGACCCCCGGCUCUACCAGGAGCUCUGCGCCGGCGCCUUCGACGAGCACGGCCUGCCCUGGCUCAGUGACGCCGAGGACGCGCCGUUCCUGGACCCCGUCCUGCGCAAGCGCGCGGUCAAGGUCAAACACGUCAAACGGCGCGAGAAGAAAUCCGACAAGAAGAAGGAGGAGCGCUACAAGCGGCACCGGCAGCGGGCGCGGCACCGCGAGCGCCGGGGUCACGCCGAACGCGCCGACGCGCGCGACCCCGCGGGGCUGGGCCAGUGCCUCGGGCCCGGCUGCACCCGCCCCGCCCGACCCCCCUCCAAAUACUGCAGCGAGGCCUGCGGCAUCAAACUGGCUGCCAACCGGAUCUACGAGAUCCUGCCGCAGCGGAUCCAGCAGUGGCAGCAGAGCCCGUGCGUGGCGGAGGAGCACGGCAAGCGGCUGCUGGAGCGGAUCCGGCGCGAGCAGCACCAGGCGCGGCUGCGGCUGCAGGAGAUGGAGCGGCGCUUCCACGAGCUCGAGGGGCUCAUCGCCCGCGCCAAGGGGCACCCGCCCCGCGAGGAUGAGGAGAGCACGGAGGGGGACAGUGAGGACACGGACCUGCAAAUCUUCUGCGUGUCCUGCGGCCACCCCAUCAACCCCAAGGUGGCCCUGAGGCACAUGGAGCGCUGCUACGCCAAGUACGAGAGCCAAACGUCCUUCGGGUCCAUGUACCCCACCCGCAUCGAGGGGGCCACCCGGCUGUUCUGUGACGUUUACAACCCCCAGAGCAAAACCUACUGCAAGAGGCUGCAGGUGCUGUGCCCCGAGCACUCCCGGGACCCCAAGGUCCCGGCAGACGAGGUGUGCGGCUGCCCCCUGGUGCGCGACGUCUUCGAGCUCACCGGGGACUUCUGCCGUCCCAAGCGCAAAUGUCACCGUCACUACUGCUGGGAGAAACUGAGGCGCGCCGAGGUGGACCUGGAGCGCGUCCGAGUGUGGUACAAGCUGGACGAGCUGUUUGAGCAGGAGCGCAAUGUCCGUGCGGCGAUGACGAACCGGGCGGGGCUGCUGGCGCUGAUGCUGCACCAAACGAUCCAGCACGACCCACUGACCACUGACCUGCGCUCGGACCGCUGACCC